Lytechinus variegatus (green sea urchin) is the source of this 1723-nucleotide messenger RNA. Its product is annotated as metallophosphoesterase 1-like. The coding region runs from base 1 to 1290 and encodes 429 amino acids. Gene Ontology annotation, molecular function: hydrolase activity. Lineage: Eukaryota; Metazoa; Echinodermata; Echinoidea; Temnopleuroida; Toxopneustidae. The transcript is spliced from 8 exons. The record is from RefSeq and is a predicted model, not a curated record. Gene Ontology annotation, biological process: GPI anchor biosynthetic process.
AUGGCAGGAAUCCUGACAUUCUUCAAGCCUAUUCUGCGGUUUUUCAUUUACAGUGGCAUGAUCAUAUUUAUUUGUGAAUACCUAGUUUACUACAUUGUUAUGUUCCAAUGUCCAUGGCCUUCUACAAGCUUUGAGAACGUCCAUAAUCAUAAUGGUCAAAUCGCCGACUCUGCAUGGGUUUUCAACGGGAAGCCACUCGGUUCCCAUGCCAGAGCUCCGGGGUUGAUAAACAUUGAGACUCGAUCGUCGUUAGCUGAGCAGAGGCGAAAUGAUGAAGAUUUGACUUUGCGGGUUAUUUUCAUAGCAGAUACCCAUUUGUUAGGAAGUCGACUCGGUCAUUGGUUUGACAAGUUAAGAAGGGAAUGGCAGAUGGAGAGAGCUUUCCAGACAGCACUGACUUUGUUUGCUCCUGAAGCAGUUUUUGUUCUUGGUGAUUUGACUGAUGAGGGAAAAUGGGCAGACAAUAAGGAGUUUGAAGCUACAGUCAAACGUUUCAGGAAGAUGUUCCGCCAUUCACGAGGGGUUUAUUUCAAGGUUGUCAUUGGAAAUCAUGAUGUCGGAUUUCAUGGCUCCAUGAGUAAGAGCAAGUUGGAGAGAUUUUCUGAUGCCUUCAACUCGUCUGGUGUUGAAGUGGUCACUCUAAAAAACAAUAGUUUUGUGUUGGUGAACAGUAUGGCCUUCCAUGGCGAUGGUUGUAACCUCUGUUUGCCUGCUCAGACGAAGCUUCGAGGUGUUUCUGAGAGGCUUAACUGCUCCAGGUUUGGACACCAGGGUGGAGUCAAGCAGCGAGGGAAGGUCAAGUCAAGGUGCAGUCAUUACAGACCGUUACCUACAACACCUCCCAUUCUCCUACAGCAUUUUCCCUUGUACCGUCCAAAUGAUGAGAUGUGUUUAGGUGUCGACGGAACACCGCUCGAUGAGAAAUAUAUUCCUCAUGGACAGAGAAGAGAAGUUCUCUCUCAAGAAGCUACUUAUACGUUAUUAUCAUGGAUCCGUCCUCGUCUUGUGCUUAGUGCUCACACCCAUCAUGGCUGCUACAUCGUUCAUCAGAAUGUUACUCCAGAAAUCUCAGUGCCUUCUUUCAGCUGGAGAAACAGAAAGAACCCAAGCCUUACUCUCGCUUCAAUAUCUCCUACUUCCAUCGCAAUCAACAAGUGCUUCCUCCCAGAAGAAUCUCUCAUCAUCACACUUUACGCUGUAUCUGGUGUUGUCAUGGUAACAUACUUUCUUUAUUAUUUGGUCUGUAUCCUAUUCAAGCAUCGAUGGAGGAGACAUGUGAAAGUACUAUGAUGCUAUGUCACAAUUAUUAAUCCAUGUCACGUCCAUGAAAAUGUCUUAAAUUUGAUGGUGCAAUAUGAAUAUAUUUCAGUUAUACUAUACUUUGUAGCUUUGUAGAAAUCAUAGAAUAUGUUGAGUUGCUAAUGACACAGUUUAUUCUAUACUCUACUCUUACAAGGAAGAGCUAUCAUGUCACUGAAAAUAAAUUAAACUUUUUGCUCGUCAAAUUUUCUGGGAUUGUAAAACAAUUUUGAUUUUAAGAAAUAUUGAUUGACUAGAAUACAGAGAGAAGAGAAUAUAAAAGGACAUUCAAUGGAAGAGUUGACUAAGUUGAUUUUGAAAUAUUGUCAUAAAUGCAAUAUCAUUUGACAGAAAGCCAUUCAUUAAAGACCCUGACCGGUGUAAAAACAAUCAUAUAUUAAAAGAAAGGCAAUGAUUCAUACAA